UUUCUGCCUCCGCUGCUGCCAUGGCACCCAUGAAAAAGCUUGUGGUGAAGGGGGGCAAAAAAAAGAAGCAGGUUCUGAAGUUCACCCUGGGCUGCACCCACCCUGUAGAAGAUGGAAUCAUGGAUGUUGCCAAUUUUGAGCAGUUUCUCCAAGAGAGAAUCAAGGUGAACGGGAAAGCUGGAAAUCUUGGUGGAGGAGUGGUCACCAUCGAGAGAAGCAAAAGCAAGAUCACUGUAACCUCUGAGGUGCCUUUCUCCAAAAGGUAUUUGAAAUAUCUCACCAAAAAAUAUUUGAAGAAGAAUAAUCUACGUGAUUGGUUACGCGUAGUUGCUAACAGCAAAGAGAGUUAUGGAUUAUGUUACUUCCAGAUUAACCAGGACGAAGAAGAGGAGGAAGACAAGGAUUAAAAUUCAUUUAUCUGG
Messenger RNA from Dipodomys spectabilis (banner-tailed kangaroo rat), 422 nucleotides. RefSeq names its product 60S ribosomal protein L22-like. The coding region runs from base 21 to 407 and encodes 128 amino acids. Gene Ontology annotation, biological process: cytoplasmic translation. Gene Ontology annotation, molecular function: structural constituent of ribosome; RNA binding. Gene Ontology annotation, cellular component: ribosome. Lineage: Eukaryota; Metazoa; Chordata; Mammalia; Rodentia; Heteromyidae. The transcript has a single exon. The record is from RefSeq and is a predicted model, not a curated record.